GAGACCAAACGUGGAUAAUAGCGUGGAGUAAGAGAGGUGCAGAGGUAAAAAUGCUGAAGGCAAGCUGACAGCAUCUCCCUCUCUCUCUCUCUCUCUCUCUCUCUCCUGCUCUCACACACAUACACAGAAUGGCGUCUACAACCAGCUCUCAGGAAUACACAUUGUGUGCAUCAGGAGACACACUGUGUAAGAUCCGUGUUUACGAGCAGGAAGUGAUCAUCGUUCCUGUGUUGCUGUUGCUCAGUUUUGUCGUGAUACUCGGGAUCCUCCUUCUGUUGCGCUUUUGUCCUGAAAAGGUACACAAAGUGCGCCCUAGGAACACGUGGCAGAAAAGCCGCGGCCCCGUCAGGAUCGUGAACGGGAUCGACGCUCCAGCGGGUCUGAAUGCUUUAGAAGGAGAGAGUAUACCGCUAGAUCACACGCCAUCCUACUCCACGUUCACGUCAUCACUGCGUGCCGGUGGUGCCGCCCGUGGCAUUGACAAUCCCAUCUUCAGCAAUGCUGCCCUGCUGAACCCACGCGAGGCCCCGCGCCAGCGCCUUCCCGAGAAGUUCAAGCUCGUGACGUCGCUGCCUGCCGCAUUCGCUCUGAGGUCGGACGCCAAGGUGUCGCGCUACAGAGCACGCAUGGAGAACCGCAACGUGGUGCUGCAUGUCCUCAAUGACUCAGCAAGUGAGACGGAGUGUCAGACCUUCCUUGGCUUUGCGUCUUUCCUGUCUCAGUUGGGUCCUCACCCGUUCCUGCCCGAGCUGAUUGGCGUUGUUUCCCUUCGAGCACCACUCAUCAUGGUCAUGGAGGAACUCGAGAACCAGGACCUGCUCAGCUAUCUGUGGAAGUGCAGACAGGCAGGACCUGACUCCGGUGUGAUAACUGAAAGGCAGAUCUUCACUAUGGCCUCUCAGGUGGCCUCCGCUUUGGACUUUCUGCACUCCAAAGAGCUGAUUCACGGGAAAAUCAAAGCCCACAGUGUAUUAAUUACACAAAUGUUCACAGCUAAACUGUGGGGUCUCGACGAUGUAUACACAAGAAACACGUAUGGCGUGAGUUACAAAAGCGAUCUCGGACAAAAAAAAUGGCAGGCGCCGGAAGUGCUGGCUAACAGAGGGGCGAACCAAAAGAGUGACGUGUGGUCAUUCGGCCUGCUGUUGUAUGAAAUGGUGACUCUCGGUGAGGUUCCGUUUGCAGAGGUUCAAGUUAAUGAGCUGCUGCAGUUUCUCCAGAGAGGAAAAUCACUGAAGAAACCACACGGGUGUUCCAACUCACUUUACACCAUCAUCAAAAGCUGCUGCCACUGGAAGGAACAAGACCGCCUCUCGUUAACUGAGCUCAGACAGAAACUCCAAUCAGGAGAGAAGAGCGCCAACGACAAAACAGUCCUCCGGGCAACUCAGCCAAUCAGCAUCGAGCACUACCUUCAGGAGGCAGGAUAUGGAGAUGUCAACAACUACACCGUGCUCUGAAAAUGUCAAAGUACUUUGGGAUUUGAGGGAACCUUACAGCCAAAAAGGACACAUUUGAGGUUCGGACUGUUGUUUGCUUCUUCAGUCCAGAAUGAUGAUCGAAACCUGCACAACUGAACAAUGGUACAACCCAGGUUUUGAAUUGUUAACUCCUUCCACAUAACGCAAAAAGAGGCAUGAUCCAACUGACGCCCCAAAAAGAUUGUAAAACCCAGACUAUCCCCUAAACCCCAUCUCAACCAUAUCUUACCCCCACCCCGCAAUGUGUCAUGGGACAUGGGUAAAACCUCAGUGAAUAUUAUUGCACUAUAGUGUAGCAGAUUAUAUAGACAGUUUUACACCGUUCUAUACUUACAUAUUUAAAUAAAUUUCAAUAUACAGUGUUUCACAUAUUUUUUAAACUAAUCUUAAGAUUAUUUACUAGAUUUAAAUGUUACAUUUUAAAUGUUUGGUGUCAGUUUCAUUUAUUCCAGCUUUAGCAAAUCUAACACCUGAUCCAGCCUAUAGUUUCUACACUGAACAAUACAGUUUUUCUAAAUGGUUCAUGGUGUACUGUAUGUCAUCAGCUUUUGUCUUACUCCAAUAAGACAAAAUAAAAGAAGACCAAUCAUAUAGUGA
Molecule: messenger RNA, 2078 nt
Organism: Clarias gariepinus (North African catfish)
Lineage: Eukaryota; Metazoa; Chordata; Actinopteri; Siluriformes; Clariidae
Gene: styk1b
Product: serine/threonine/tyrosine kinase 1b
Exons: 10
Coding region: 129-1460 (443 amino acids)
Biological process (GO): positive regulation of kinase activity; multicellular organism development; protein phosphorylation
Cellular component (GO): signaling receptor complex
Molecular function (GO): transmembrane receptor protein tyrosine kinase activity; ATP binding
Source: RefSeq, a predicted model, not a curated record